Messenger RNA from Strongylocentrotus purpuratus (purple sea urchin), 3612 nucleotides. Its product is annotated as serine/threonine-protein kinase BRSK2. Gene Ontology annotation, molecular function: tau-protein kinase activity; ATP binding; protein serine/threonine kinase activity. Lineage: Eukaryota; Metazoa; Echinodermata; Echinoidea; Camarodonta; Strongylocentrotidae. The transcript has 16 exons. Gene Ontology annotation, biological process: intracellular signal transduction; microtubule cytoskeleton organization; protein phosphorylation. The record is from RefSeq and is a predicted model, not a curated record. The coding region runs from base 140 to 2230 and encodes 696 amino acids. Gene Ontology annotation, cellular component: cytoplasm.
CGCCAAAGGUCAGAAAGUGUUUGGGCAAGAGAAAGGAAAAUGUAGACUGCUAUUGCGAAUAGCACCGCAGAAAAACAGCCCUUUUGCCGAUUUUUGCAAAACAGAGGUCAACAAUAUUCGAAUCAAAUAAAAGAGCACAAUGUCUAGUGGAGAUACUCAAUAUGUUGGACCAUAUAAAUUGGAGAAAACCCUUGGAAAGGGCCAAACCGGACUGGUCAAGUUGGGCGUCCAUUGCGUUUCAGGGAAAAAAGUGGCAAUAAAAAUCAUCAACAAAGAGAAGCUCAGCGAGUCCGUUUUGAUGAAGGUGGAGCGUGAGAUAGCAAUAAUGAAGUUGAUUGAGCAUCCACAUGUCCUGGGGCUAUAUGAUGUCUAUGAAAACAGGAAAUAUCUGUAUUUAAUCUUGGAGCACGUUGCCGGUGGAGAGCUGUUUGAUUACCUGGUGAAGAAAGGUCGAUUAACUCCCAGAGAAGCGAGACGAUUCUUCAGGCAGAUUAUCUCGGCCAUUGACUUUUGUCAUAGUUACUCAAUAUGCCACCGUGAUCUGAAACCAGAGAAUCUUCUCCUGGAUGAUAAGAAUAACAUCAGAGUGGCAGACUUUGGGAUGGCAUCACUGCAGCUAGACUCAUCCCUCCUCGAGACGAGCUGUGGUUCACCUCAUUAUGCAUGUCCGGAAGUUAUAAGAGGAGAGAAGUAUGAUGGAAGGAAAGCCGAUGUCUGGAGUGCUGGAGUGAUUCUGUAUGCCCUUUUAGUGGGAGCAUUACCGUUUGAUGAUGACAACCUGAGGAAUCUUCUAGAGAAGGUCAAGCGAGGGGUCUUUCACAUUCCACAUUUUGUUCCGCCAGAUUGUCAGAACCUGUUGAGGGGCAUGGUGGAAGUGAACGCAGAUAAGAGAUUAACACUAUCCCAAAUUCAGAGGCAUCCUUGGUAUGUGUUCAGGGGAACAAGAAAUGAAAACCAACCCGAGUCAGAUAUUCCAAAGAAACACCAUAUCAAAAUACCUCCAAUUCUUGGUGAUGAAGAUGUAGAUCCAGAUGUUAUAGGCAGCAUGACGUCACUAGGGUGCUUCAAAGAUAGACCUAAACUUCUACGCAAUCUGUUAUCACCGCAUCACAACUCAGAGAAGGUUAUCUACUCAUUAUUGCUGGAUCGAAAACAAAGAAAACCAAGCUUUGAAGAUGAGUUAGAAUACAGAACAAGAUCAGAUUCAGCUGAUCCUCCUAGGAAGAGAGUGGACUCCUAUCACAGGAGAAGAUCAGAGAGAAAGUCCUUUGAUAUGACCAGAGAUGGGUCCAUGUCACCAGCCAGGAGAGCCAUGUCACAUCACAACUCAGGUAGAUCAAGAAGCGUGACCAGCAGCCCUCUAGCUUCCCCCACCCACAGCCCACGCCAGGUCUGCAGACAGCACUCCGGUAGCAGCCUGGUGUCCACCGGGUCAGGCAGCACGCCCCCCGCCAGCCCCACCGCUACCUCACAGCAGGGGCAACAGCAGCAAGGGGGACAGUCGACGCCCUGGAGGGCACGCCUCAAUAGUCUCAAGAAUACCAUCUUGGGCUCGCCGAGGUUCCAUCGACGCAAGAUGCAACCAGCGGAACCGGAUGAACUCUCACUCACGCCAGACAACUCACCUGAAAUGUCCAAGAAAUCUUGGUUUAGUAGUUUUAUGGGAGCAGAACGAGCCGUAGAUGAGGAGCUAUCGAUAGCCGUCAGGGAUAAAUCCCUUAGUUCAAUCAAGGCCGAAUUAGUUCAAGCAUUCCUUACAAUUCCAGACAUGAGUCACAGCGUGCACUCGACCACAUCCUUCAAGGCGGAGUUCAAGCGAGCUGGAAGCGGUGCCGUCUUUGCCAAACCCAUCAAGUUUCAGGUUGAGAUCUUGACCCCUGACGGGAGCGAGGCAGCCAAGGAGAACGUGGUUCAUAUCCUACACUUCCUUCUCAUCUCAGGUCCAAUCAGGAGAUUCCGUCGUCUUGUCGAACUCAUCCAAGCCCGUCUCACCUCCUCCCGCGUCAACUCGACCGAGUCCCUCCCCGGUCCAAUCCGAUCCUCUUCAACCGGGAGCUCCUCCUCCACGAGUGUCGACUAUGCCGUCUCGCCCCGCCCCAUCAAUCCCGCGUUCAGCGAAGACGACGGUGAUGAGGUCUUCUCGGACGGCCGAUCGGUCUCGCGGGAAGGCCUGAUGGCCGACGCUGCCAAGGAUCGUGCCUCUAGUCAAGUGUCAAAUAGCAUUUGCUGAUGCAAUCCCAUGUACUCGUUUUUGUGUCUGCUGCUGGUCUUUUUGUUGAACGCUAGAAAUGUGCUCCUUUGAUUUUUUGUAAUACGUCAAGUUUUAUAAGCAUACUUGCUCUAGCAAAUGCUGCUAAAAAAAAUGAUGCUCUCUGUUUGGAUGGCCAAACAGCACUCAGUCAAAAGAAAAGCAAGAACAGGAAUAUUCUGCUUUAUUUCUGUAGCCAUUCCCAUUUUUGCAUCUUUUUGAUGACUUAUUCCUAUUGAAAUACAUGUAUUUGCCUAGCUGAACUAUAGGAUUACUCUUUUCUGCCACAUAACAACUGCCACAUUCACCUUCUCACUGUCAAAGUCACGGAGGACAGAUAUCAUUCCUAAAAGAAUGUUAACCCUUUUCUUAUUCAGAUAGAAUGUGUGGUGUUACAACUGUAUCCAAGUUCAAUGUUCUCUAUCUUGCAAUAGAAUGGACCAAAUGUAGGAACAUUUUUAUUGUCAUAAUUAAGUUUCAGAUUAAAUUGCUGCAUUACUAUCCAUAUCUAUCCAGUUGUAUUGCUAUUUACUAUCCUUAUAAUGUGAAUUCAAGAUUACAUAUACAUGUACACAGGUAUAAAAACAUUUCUUCAUUUUAAAAGGAAGAAUACUUGGUCUAUAUUGUAAUCUUUUUGAAAUGAUAUCUAAAAUUGAAAGUACUAAAAUUAUUGUUUACAUUUCUUUUCUCAAUUGCUCUAUUUAUUAUCCUUCAAUACAAAAGACAAGUUCAGUUUAUCAAUUCUUUUGCAAAAUGACUGGUGUUAAAUUCUUAUUCCCAUAUACUGCCCGUGAUUUGAAAACAGCAUCAACAAAUGAAGGGGAAAAUUAUAAUCUUUCCUCAGAUAUUGACAAUAACAAUGACAACUUGUUAAUCCCAUGUUUACGACUGUAUGAGGUAUUAGGGAAACUUUCAAUUUUUGUUUUUAUUGGUGAACGAAAAUAGUGAUAGAUUUCAAAGUGUGCAAUACCUAUCAUAUUAACGCAGGGUUUACUUAAAUGAAAUACCACCCAUCGUCUUAUCCUAGUAUGCUAACCUUAUUUUGUGUUUAAUUUUGUUCUGUGCAAUUCUUAUUUAUCUCUUAGUCAGGGUUUGGGUAAUGGAAUCAUAAGCUUUUAUGUUAUGCAAUAGAAUGUUACCAUUUCUUUGGUUAUUGUUGGUACACUGAAUUUUGACAGGGUAUGAAUGAAAAGUGAUUAUGCACCUGCAAAGUACAUGCUCCUUCUACAAUUAUAUAUCCUGCCAUUCCUCCUGUAAACUUAGCCUCUUAUCUUGCCCAGGGGCCUGUUUCACAAAACUUGUCAUCAAUGACAAAUGACAGUAUCUGUGAUAAGCUACUGAAAUCCUUACUUCUGAUUGGUUAU